Hipposideros armiger (great roundleaf bat) is the source of this 1192-nucleotide messenger RNA. RefSeq names its product serglycin (gene SRGN). The record is from RefSeq and is a predicted model, not a curated record. The transcript has 3 exons. Bases 83 to 520 code for a protein of 145 amino acids. NCBI's taxonomy places the organism in Eukaryota, Metazoa, Chordata, Mammalia, Chiroptera, Hipposideridae.
AAAAGGGACAGAGAGCACCCUGCUACAUUUCCAAAUCGUGAGGUUGGCGUGCAGGCGGUAGAGCUGAAGUGAGCUGUUCACGAUGCAGGUGUUCCUCCAGUGCAGCAGGCUGGUCCUGGUCCUCGCCCUCAUCCUGGUUUUGGAUUCUGCAGUUCAAGGUUCACCCUUGCGGAGAGCCAGAUACCAGCGGGUCCGCUGCAAUCCCAACAGUAAUUCUGCAAACUGCAUCGAUGAAAAGGGACCAAUGUUUGACCCAUUUCCAGAACAAUCCAACAGAAUUCUCCCUCCAAGGAUUGACCCUUUUUUGAGACCCCAGAACUUGAAGGAUGUCUUCCCUGUUUCUGAGGACUAUUCUGGAUCAGGCUCUGGAAGCGGCUCUGGCAUUGACUUCCCAACUGCAAUAGAACAGGAAUACCAACCAGUAGAUCGUGAUGAGGGUUUCUAUUACAGCUUUAGGCCUCUGCAUUCAGACAACCAGGACUUGGAUCAAGAUGGACCCGAAGAGAAUUUUAUUAAAUAAAAGAGAGGAUUUUCCAACUUGACUCCAGGCAAUGCAUUCAGUGUAUUUGGUGUACCAUGGUUCAAUGAUUAAUUUUGGGACAAAAAGUUUUAUAGAAAAUUUAAAACAUCUGAAAAAGAAGUUUAAGUUUGAUCACAUUUUUCCUUUUUUGUCUCAUGAAUUCUUAAAGCCUCCUUUAUCUACACUGUCCUAGAAAAUACCUGCAUUUCCUUUGUAUCAUAUUCAACCAACAUCACAAUGAAAUUAACUCCACAUGUCUAUGAAAAGUGCUCUAAAGAAUAAAUUAUAUAUACUCUUUUUUCAAAAUUCAGUUUGCGGAACAAAUUGAUAGGCAAUAUUUCUUACCUAAGUCUUCAGGAACCUAACUCUGUGAAUUAUAGAUAUGCCCUUUUUAUGAAAAAACCCAGAUGAAACACACAGUGAAUUUAGAGUGGGUAUUUGACAUGUUUUAUGGUGUGAAAUGUACUGCUCUUAUAUUACCAUUGGAUGUGUUUACAGAGCUAUUGGACAUGGCUUGUUUAGAAGUAUGAUUGCUAUUACACUUACAAACUUAACACCCAAAUUACAGCACAGGUGUGCUCUUAAUACCUCAUAUUGCUUUACCUGUUUCCUGCAUAUCUGUGUAUUUUCAAAUGUUAUUCUAUUAAAGCAGAAGUAUAAUCAAAUGGUUAA